Syngnathoides biaculeatus (alligator pipefish) is the source of this 1445-nucleotide messenger RNA. It is a transcript of the gene vipr2, whose product is annotated as vasoactive intestinal peptide receptor 2. Gene Ontology annotation, cellular component: plasma membrane. NCBI's taxonomy places the organism in Eukaryota, Metazoa, Chordata, Actinopteri, Syngnathiformes, Syngnathidae. Bases 1 to 1314 code for a protein of 437 amino acids. Gene Ontology annotation, molecular function: vasoactive intestinal polypeptide receptor activity; G protein-coupled peptide receptor activity; peptide hormone binding. Gene Ontology annotation, biological process: adenylate cyclase-modulating G protein-coupled receptor signaling pathway; cell surface receptor signaling pathway. The transcript has 13 exons. The record is from RefSeq and is a predicted model, not a curated record.
AUGCAAAGUUUUAUUUUGUUUCUGACGUUUUUCUCCGCGUCUUUGCUGAUGGCUUGUGGACACCACCCCACUUGCAACUUCCUUGUGGAGGUGGAGAAAGAUCACACUGAGUGUGUAAAGAGACUCAAGGAGGAAGCGAGACAAGCGGCACACAAAGAAGGAGGCUGCAAAGGCACCUGGGAUAACAUCACGUGCUGGGAACACACCGAGAUUGGCCAGACUGCCACCAUACCUUGUCCGCGCUUCCUCACCACAGUUUUUGGCACCAACGGGAACAUCAGCAGGAAGUGCACUACAUCCGGAUGGUCCGAGGUGUACCCUAACAUAACCAGUGCGUGUGGUUCGAACACUAAUCAGGACAAGCUGGUCUUCUACGUGCUGGUGCAGACAUUGUACACGCUGGGUCACAGCCUGUCCCUUAUCUUUCUCACCACCGGGAGUGCUGUCCUUUGCUUCUUCAGGAAGCUGCACUGCACUAGGAAUUCCAUCCACCUCAACCUUUUCCUGUCUUUCAUUCUGCGGGCGGGCGCUGUGCUGGUGAAGGACCACUUCCUGUUCGGCCAGGCGGCGCACUGCUCUGCGCAGCCCUCGCUGGUGGUGUGUCGCGCCAGCUUGGUGUUGUUGCAGUAUUUCAUCAUGGCCAACUUCUUCUGGCUGCUGGUAGAAGCCUUGUACCUCCACACCGUCCUAGUAGCCAUGUUUUCGCAGAACACACACUUUAUGCUCUACAUGCUCAUCGGAUGGGGAAUCCCAAGCGUCAUCGUGCUCACAUGGAUGCUGAUGAGGAUUUAUCUGGAGGACACAGGGUGCUGGGAGAGGAAUGACAACCCAAUCCCUAACUGGGUCAUCAAUGGACCUAUUGGACUGUCGAUUGUGGUCAAUUUCCUGCUCUUUAUCCGCAUCAUUCGCAUCUUGAUGAAGAAGCUGCAGUGUCCCGAUCUGGGUGGCGGCGAUCACUUGCAAUACAGGCGGUUGGCCAAGUCGACUCUCCUGCUCAUUCCGUUGUUUGGGAUCCACUAUGUGGUUUUUGUGUCGCUGUCGGAAUCCAUAGCCGAAGACUACAAGAUCUUUUUCGACUUGGCCCUCGGAUCUUUCCAGGGUCUGGUGGUUGCCAUCCUCUACUGUUUCCUCAACAGCGAGGUGCAAGGCGAGCUGAAGAGGAAGUGGCGUAGCUUGUGCAUGGACUGCAGCCUGAAGCGAGCUCAACGCUUAAGCAUCACACUCGCCUCCAAGAAAGGUUCUGAACACACAGUUCACUUUCAACGCGCUUCCAGAACUCAGUCCAUCCUCCAGUCUGAGACCACCAUGCUGUGACAGACUUAUUUUGAAGGUUAACGUAACAUCAAUUUGAAAACCUGUAUUGCUAUACGUUGUGGAUUUGUAUGCGAUAAUCUCGGGCUGCCUAACAUUAAAUGUUUCUGAAUCGUUCUGAAAUGUACUAACCC